Molecule: messenger RNA, 1167 nt
Organism: Ylistrum balloti
Lineage: Eukaryota; Metazoa; Mollusca; Bivalvia; Pectinida; Pectinidae
Exons: 6
Coding region: 1-1167 (388 amino acids)
Source: RefSeq, a predicted model, not a curated record
AUGACAACCGUUAACACGUCUAAUAUAGACGAAGUGUUUAAGUGUUUGAGGGAAAACAAACCGAUCACUUCAGACCUCAUCAAGAAGUCUUCCUCAGAUUACGAGAGUCUCAAGGAAGCCCUGAGAAAUAGAGAAGAGAAGUCAAAGGGUCAACAGCCGGCAGAUCUAUACCAGUGUCCUAAGUGUAAAAAGAAUAUACCUUACCCCCAUCCUAAUCUCAAGGAGGAGAUUGAUCGUCUUACCCAGGAACUAGACGACAGGACUAAGAAAUGUCAGCAGAUGGAGCAACAUAUCACCACACAGGAUCAACAGAUCACCACACAGGAUCAACAGAUCACCCAGCUGAGACAGAUCAACGACCACAGAGGAUUUCUUGUAUCAAAUCAACAGGCCGCCUACUCGUUUUGUGACGACAUUGCCAGAGCCCAGAUGACGAACAUGGAAGGCGAACUGUAUUGUCCCCUUUCUACGUGGACGGAAGACGCUCGUGUUGAGUUCAUUGGCAGAAAAACAGCGUUGCCUCAAAAAUCAGCAAGAAUGGCUCAUCAUUACCGGAAGUCGACGUCAACAGAAUGUGUACCAGCCAUCCAAAACGCCUUCAUUGCUCAGAUUCUGCCCGAGUUUAUGGAUCCGACGUUACAUAACAAUAGACAAGUUCUGGCUUACGUGAAACGGUGCGUUGAGAUCACGUGGUAUAUGGUCAUACAGGAAACACCAAUGGUGCUAAUCAGUAAGGUCAACCGGAAGUCACCUUUUGACACAAAUAUUUUCCGGUAUUACUCUACUCAAGGUGAUAAGUUUGACUUUGUUGUUUGGCCAGCCCUUCUGAUGUACUCCGAUGGACCAAUCAUCAUCAAGGGAUUUGCAUAUGCUCUGGAUCCAAAUCGAAGCAUUCCGAAUCUUAGAGAAAUAGAAAUGGAGACAAACCGUGUUCCUCCAAAAGGAAAAGAAGAUAUGGAUGCCGCAGAGCUAAACCAGGGUCUAGCUGGAGGGACGCCAUGGGGCUCGAACUAUUUUUCAAACGCUGGUACGCCUUCUGUUGACCUUCCUCCACUUCCGUCUGGGAACGUGAGUCCAACACGUGUAAGUCCUGGCAGAGUGUCUCGUGAAGAAGAAAAGCUUACGGCAGCAUGGAAGGGUAAGAAAAAGCCUAAAGCAAGACCUUAA